Anolis sagrei ordinatus is the source of this 331-nucleotide messenger RNA. The record is from RefSeq and is a predicted model, not a curated record. NCBI's taxonomy places the organism in Eukaryota, Metazoa, Chordata, Lepidosauria, Squamata, Anolidae.
CUUGGAGGGGAAAAGAGAGCAGAAGAGCUACAAAGCGGUUUUGGAAAAUCCCAUGCUGAGGUUUUCGGGGCUGUACCAGGAGACCUGCUCGGACUUAUACGUGACCUGCCAAGUCUUUGCAGAAGGGAAACCCCUUGCACUUCCUGUCCGGACCUCCUACAAAGCCUUCAGCACCAGGUGGAACUGGAAUGAAUGGUUGAAACUGCCGGUCAAGUACCCAGAUUUGCCAAGGAAUGCUCAAGUGGCCUUCACCAUAUGGGAUGUCUAUGGACCUGGCAAAGCAGUACCAGUUGGGGGAACGACAGUCUCACUCUUUGGAAAAUAUGGGUAA